This is a messenger RNA of Orbicella faveolata, 1537 nucleotides long. Its product is annotated as dynein axonemal heavy chain 8-like. Gene Ontology annotation, molecular function: minus-end-directed microtubule motor activity; ATP hydrolysis activity; ATP binding. Gene Ontology annotation, cellular component: dynein complex. NCBI's taxonomy places the organism in Eukaryota, Metazoa, Cnidaria, Anthozoa, Scleractinia, Merulinidae. Gene Ontology annotation, biological process: microtubule-based movement. The record is from RefSeq and is a predicted model, not a curated record.
AUUAAUUUUUCUUGUUGCCUUCCCUUUAGGUACACUUCCGAAAUGCCACUGGAUCUGCCGUUUGCAUAUCGUCAGAGCGAGAGCCGAACACCCAUUGUGUUGCUGUACACUCAAGAAGCUAAUAUGGUGGAAAAACUGGUCAUUGAAGGAGCUCAAAAGAAACAGGUGGAGUUGCAUGUCCUUGCUCUAGCAAAUGUUGGCAUUGGUGAAGAACGUGUAGCGAGAAAGAUGAUUCAUAAGGCUAUGGUACAGGGUCACUGGGUUCUUCUUCAUAACGCCCACAACUCGCCUCGUCUAUUGGCGGCAUUGGAUUCAUUCAUGCACGAGACAAAGACAGUAGACUCUGAGUUUAGAUUGUGGGUGUCUGUCCAGCCACACCCAGACAUUCCCUCAUCUCUUCUGCAGUGUGCUAUUAAAGUUGUAGCUGAUUCGCCAAAGAACACUAAAGACAGCUUGCAGCGUUCUCUACAGUGGGUUGACGGUGACCUGAUACGAGUCAGCAUUCGCCAGGAGUGGCCCGCUCUGCUUCACAACCUGUGCAUGUUACACAGUUUAAUCAGGUUACGCACCAGGUAUGGUCUGACAGGCUGGAACAAGCCUCUGGACCUCAGGAAUUUUGGAACGGCGGAACUUUGGCAAGCGUUAGAUUUGGCUGUGCGCGAGUUUCAAGACAGCAUAGACUUGGCAGCUCAGAGUGGAGGCUCCUCAAGGAGUAUCCAGUGGAAUGGAUUACGGUAUAUGCUGGCAGAGGUGGUAUACGGCAGAAACAUGAGUGACGAGUUUGACCGCCAGGGCCUGAGUGCCAUGAUAGAUUACUGGAUCAGUCCGGCAGCAGUCAAACGAGAAUUCGAAGCUACAAAGAUUAAGUAUAAAUUGCCCUCAGCACUGUUCAGCAGUCACGUGAGGUUGAACAACCUUUGGUCAGCACUUGAAGGGUUUCCCGGUGAAGGGCUCGAAGUUCCAGAGGCUUGUGGGCUCCACCCCUCCCCUGAGACUCAACUGGGAGAUGAACAGUAUGUAUUUACUCGUUUAAACUACCUGCUGGAUCGUAUGGCCUCGUCUGAUACGCUCACUCACGCAGUUGUUGAACCAUCCACACUUAUGCCAUCGUCUGGCGUUAUUCAGCAGAGUUCAGCGGUACACACUUCUGGAGCAGGCUCAAUAAAUGUCGCCGAAGCGGGAGUCUUCGCCAGUGCCAGUCUUGUCUCGUUUCGCAAUCGGAAGGAGGUCGAGCUCAACGAAGUGUGCGCGACGAUGCUGGCGAAGAUUCCAAAAGUCUGGACCAAGGAAAGUGUUUACGAACGUAUGAAGAAGACAGGCGGGCCGAAUCCAUUUAAUCUCUUCGUGAUAGCUGAAAUGGAGUGUAUGCACAGAUUACUGGCAUGCGUUCGUGAAACGUUACUGGUAAAUGAAUUUGUCUAAUAACACCUUGCGUGGUAUAUUUUCUGGAAGAGAGAGGGGGCUUUUGUCGGAAGCAGGCCUCUAGCCAGGAAUUGAUAAGUGGCCAUCCAAAAUGUGCUAUAGGACCUGCUCAAAU